AUCCGGAGGGCGGGGCGUGUUGAUAUCCGGCGGGCGCCGCCGCCCGAGGUGGCUCGGCGUCGGGGCAUCUGUGCCAUGGAUACCUGCGAUCUGUUCUCCAGCUGCAGGAAGGGGGACGUGGGCCGAGUGCGGUACCUGCUGGAGCAGCGAGAUGUGGAGGUGAACGUGCGGGACAAAUGGGACAGCACCCCGCUGUACUACGCCUGCCUCUGUGGACACGAGGAGCUGGUGCUCUACCUGCUGGCCAACGGAGCCCGCUGCGAGGCCAACACCUUCGAUGGUGAGCGCUGCCUCUACGGCGCGCAGAGCGACGCCAUCCGCCGGGCGCUGCGUGACUACAGGCAGGUGACGGCCUCCUUCUGGCGGCGGGACCUCUACUACAGCUUCCUGCUGCGGCUCCUGGAGCAGGGCCUCCACAGCGACGUGGUCUUCGUGGUGCACGGCAGGGCCUUCCGGGCGCACCGCGGUGUGCUGGGCGCGCGCAGCACCUAUUUCGCCCACAUGCUCGACACCAAGUGGAAGGGCAGGAGCGCGGUGGUCCUCAGGCACCCCCUGAUCAACCCCGUGGCCUUCGGGGCCUUGUUGCAGUACCUGUACACAGGCUGCCUGGACGUCGGCGUGGAGCACGUCAGCGACUGCGAGCGCCUGGCCCGGCAGUGCCAGCUAUGGGGCCUGCUUGGCGGCCUGGAGGCCAAGCAGGCGUCUAAGCCGGGCGUGUGCAUGAAGGUGCUGACCAUCGAGCCCCCCCAGGCGGACCCGCAGUUGCGGGAGGACCUGGCCCUACUGGCUGAUUGCGCCCUGCCCCCUGAGCUCCGGGGCGAUCUCGGGGAGCUGCCCUUCCCCUGCGAUGGCCUCAGCAGCUGCCCUGACGUCUGCUUCCGUGUCGGCGGUUACGACUUCCUCUGUCACAAGGUACGCGGCUUCUCCUGCAGACGCCCGCCCAGCCCUCCUCCCGGGGCAGCCCCUCCUGAGCCCAGCCUCCCACAGGCCUUCUUCUGUGGCCGCAGCGAGUACUUCCGGGCCCUGCUGGACGACCACUUCCAGGAGAGCGAGCAGCUGGAGGCCUCGGGCGGUCUCCCGGCCGUCACCCUGCACAGCGUCUCGCCCGAGGUCUUCACGCACGUACUGUACUACGUGUACAGCGACCACACCGAGCUGCCGCCCGAGCUGGCCUACGACGUGCUGAGCGUGGCCGACAUGUACCUGCUGCCGGGCCUGAAGCAGCUGUGUGGCCGCAGCUUAGCCCAGCUGCUGGACGAGGACAGCGUGGUGGGGGUGUGGCGCGUGGCCAAGCUGUUCGGCCUUGCGCGCCUGGAGGACCAGUGUACCAAGUACAUGGCCAGGGUCAUUGAGAAGCUGGUGCAGCAGGAGGACUUUGUGGAGGCCGUGCGGGAGGAGGCCGCGGCUGUGGCCGGCCGGCAGGAGACGGACUCCAUCCCGCUGGUGGACGACAUCCGAUUCCACAUGGGCAGCCUGGUGCAGACCUGCCACGCCAUGGAGCAGGCUGCACAGCGCCUGCGGGUGCUGGAAGAGCUGCUGGUGUCCAUUGGCCUGGACUGCUGACCGCUGCACACGGGGCCGUCGGGGAGCCGGGGUCAUCCCAGUGGCUGCAGAGGCUCCCUCCACUCUGCCUGGGGCCCCGAGAGGCUCACCUGGGGAUGAGGCCUUUCUCAGUACAAACCAGCCCCCGAGCUCCGGGGCUGGAUACCACUCAGGGCAUCCUGGAGUGAGGGUCUCUGAGGGCCUCCCUCCUUCAGCCCCCGCCCCUCCUGCCAUGUCUCCCUGGGGAGCUGGCUUCUUUGCACAGAGCCGCCAUGAGCGGGCCAGAACGUCAGUGUGGCAAUAAAGCUUGACUUCACUGUGGGAGCCUGUGUGCCAGGACUGGCUAGGGGGCCUCAUCAACAAGAGAUGGUGUUGGCUGGGACCCUGAGACCUGCCUGCCGGGACUGGCCCUCUGCCAGCCAGGCUCCUUUUGCUGAGGUCAGCCUGUCCCCCGCCCUUGGGGGCCAGGGCGGGCUUGGAGGAGCCAGCAGUUGCUUCCCCGGCGACGAGGGGAGCCGUCUGCGAUCUGGUGCGCACUUAGUGAGCCCUGCUGUUCUUACCGCCGUGGGGCUGAGGACAGAAGCCACUGUCUGUCUGACCUCAGCCUGGAGCCCAGCUCCCCAUGCCUGCUUCUAAGCGAAUGGUCGAAUCAGUGUUCAGACAUGUUACUGGGGAAAAUGAUCUGUGCAUUCUAUCCCAAGCCUGGAUCCCAGCAGUGUUCACAUCUGGGGAGGAAGGCCAACCACCAAGACAGGACGCAGUGGCGGGGGAGCAGCUGUCGGUAACACGGAGUGUAGCAGCAGCUUGUGGCCCCAGGAGACGGCCUGGCGGCGCGGCACGGGCCACAGGCAGGGAUGCUGCUCGGUCGUCCCAGGGGGCCCGGGGCACAGCCAUGGCCGAUGUUCCUGUGAGAAUUGUCGGCAUUUGGGUCACUAAUGACAUUAAAAUAUCGCUUAUCUUGAUUA
Messenger RNA from Bubalus bubalis (water buffalo), 2507 nucleotides. RefSeq names its product ankyrin repeat and BTB domain containing 1 (gene ABTB1). The coding region runs from base 76 to 1563 and encodes 495 amino acids. The transcript is spliced from 11 exons. The record is from RefSeq and is a predicted model, not a curated record. Gene Ontology annotation, cellular component: cytoplasm; ubiquitin ligase complex. Gene Ontology annotation, molecular function: protein binding. Lineage: Eukaryota; Metazoa; Chordata; Mammalia; Artiodactyla; Bovidae.